CGCCGCAUUUCAUCCAGCAAUCUGGAAGAUGUACUGACCGACAAUGGCGACUACUUCAUUGAAGUCACCGUGGCAGAACCACAAAAAGUCGGCGAUGGAAUUGGUUCAUACCUAACAUACAAAGUGACAACGAAAACAAACAUUCCAAAAUUCAAGCGCACUGAGUUUAGUACGAUGAGACGAUUUAGCGACUUUUUAGGAAUACAUGAUGUCUUAGCUGCAAAAUAUACAAGACUUGGUAGAAUCAUCCCGCCAGCGCCAUCUAAAAAUAUUUUAGGGAGCACUAAAGUGAAAAUGAGUCCACAACAAACGGAGCCCGGUGCACCCCGAAAUGCUGAAUGGGUCGAAACACGCCGCGCAGCUUUACAACGCUAUGUGAAUCGCACUGCCCAACAUCCAGUACUGCGCGUUGAUCUCGAUUUCAUCAACUUUUUAGAAAGUGAUCAAGAACUUCCUCGCGCAGUUAAUACAGCAACGCUGAGUGGUGCUGGCGUAAUGCGUCUUUUCAAUAAAGUUGGCGAAACAGUAAAUAAAAUUACAUAUAAAAUGGAUGAAAGCGAUGCUUGGUUCGAUGAAAAAAUCACUGAGGUGGAAAAUUUAGAUGCAAAUCUACAAAAACUACAUUCAGCGCUCAAAUCGCUUGUUAUUAUACGCAAAGAGUUGUCCGCCCUUACCGGGUUGGUCGCAAAGUCCGCGGCCAUGUUGAGUACAUGUGAAGAACACACCGGCCUUUCUCGAGCGCUCUCCAAUUUAGCUGAUGUAGAAGAAAAAAUCGAAUUACUACGGUCAGAGCAGGCUAACUCUGACUUUUUUAUAAUGGCGGAAUUCGUAAAGGAUUAUAUCGAUCUAUUCAGCGCUGUUAAAUCUGUAUUUCAUGAACGUGUUAAGGUGUUUCAAAACUGGCAACACGCACAAUUGCAAUUGUCGAAACGACGUGAAAACCGGGGGCGUUACGAACUGACCAACCAUACUGACAAGUUGGAACAGGCGCAACAGGAAGUCGAAGAGUGGCAAACCAAAGUUCAGCGAUGCCAACAGCAGUUUGACGACAUAUCGGCGGAAAUUAAAAAAGAAAUGGAACGAUUUGAAAUAAACCGAGUACGUGAGUUCAAAAUUAAUACCAUGAAAUACAUUGAAGAUCAAAUGGCGCAUCAACAACAGAUUAUUUCGUACUGGGAAGCUUUUAUACCGACUGCACGAGAAAUUGUUUAAAUAAGUACAGAUGUGUACUCUAUUAAAACCAUUGAAGUGCUAAAACGCAGAAUUCUUUAUAUUAAACCUAAUUAUGUAUGUAUAAAUAACCAGCACGCUUUAUGCUUGGUUAAGGCGCACUCUAUCGUCCCAUAGUCGCCUCCUGUGGUGCGCCGUAAUGAUUGCUUGUAACACAAAGGAAAAAAAUAAAUAUGGGCAUUCUGCGUAUCUACGUUCCAUAAUAUAUUUUCUAUUUAAAUUAUAAAUACUUUUUAUUUUUGUAAAGUAUUCAAAGUUUUCUCAUUUGUUAACUACAGCAUACAUAGACGUUAAUAAUUACGUUUAUAUAGGGUAUUAUUGAUUGAAGUGUAUUAUCGGCCCUUUUUUUUUUAAAGAUAUACUAAAAUUCCGAAUAUACAAAAUAUUGUAAUACCCCAGCGUAAUGAUAAAAGUGUUGAUUUAUGUACAUAUGAUGUACCUAUGUAUUUAAAAAAAUAUUUUGAAAUUUGUAAUUGAAUGUAAUAUUAUUGUAAAUAAGAAUGCGAUUCAAAUAGAUGACUAUUAUGAUGGGGGUAACAAUGGGAAAAAUACCUAUAA
Molecule: messenger RNA, 1788 nt
Organism: Rhagoletis pomonella (apple maggot)
Lineage: Eukaryota; Metazoa; Arthropoda; Insecta; Diptera; Tephritidae
Product: sorting nexin-2-like
Biological process (GO): early endosome to Golgi transport
Cellular component (GO): endosome membrane; endosome
Molecular function (GO): phosphatidylinositol binding
Source: RefSeq, a predicted model, not a curated record